AUGAACCUCUUCCACAUCAUCUCUUUGAAGUAUGGGCGCCCUGCCCUAAGGCUCGUCCGAAGACACGAACGCUGCUCGAAGAAACUCGCGAGAUUUACCAACCACCUCACCUUCCUAACCCGUUGCAUCAAGAACACCGUUAUCCCGAAAGAUCUUAGAGUUCGCCCGCUAGUACCCACCAAGUCAGCACGCAUCAUCGCCGAGAGGACCUCCCGCCUUUUCCUUCGUGAAAGAAUCCGCCUCACCCGCAUGACUCUUAAGUCUAUCCGCGCCGAGAUUGAGUCCAUUACUACCCUUGUCCGUUCCGCGCUCGCCGAAGAGCACUACAACAGUGCUCUCGAGAUCUACCGCUACGAAUUUGAGAAGUGCAAGUCCCGACAACAGGAUAAGUAUCGCAAGAUUAGUUCAGAGGGUAAGGAUAGUUCCGUAUGUGCCGAUACUAGCUCUCGGGUCGUCAAUUUGUCUAGACGCAAAUUGACUUCUGAUGAGAGUGCGCUGCUCGCCAAGGGACUUAACUUUUCAGUAGCCCCGAAGCGUGUUCCCGCUACCGAGAUUGUUGCGAAGGUGGAAUCCUCCAUUCGUUCACUUGAUGCCGAGACCAUCGGCUCCGUAAGAAGAGAGAUAAAUGCUAUCCUCUCCUCCGCCGAUCCGCCUAAACCUAACAUUACUCCCGGCAUGCGCAAAGCCUUGAAAUCGCUCAAGGAAGACGAGUCUAUUAUGAUUUUGCCAGCAGACAAAGGCCGCGCCAGUGUUAUUCUGGACACCGAUGUCUACCGCGCCAAGAUGUCCGAGUUAAUUGAAUCCGGCCCCUAUCGCGCUAUCGGGAAGGACCCGACCGAUCGCCUCUCCCGCAAGCUUACCACUAUUCUUCGCGGCUUUCACAAGAAUGGUGACAUCGAUGAUUCUACCUACCGUAAGCUUAAACCGUCGCAGAAGCAACCGCCCAGGAUCUAUGGACUACCUAAAAUCCAUAAAGCUGACAUUCCGCUCCGUCCGAUUGUAUCAUGCGUGAGUUCGUUUGCUUACAACACGUCUAAGUAUCUCGCUGAUAUUCUUGCUCCCUUAGUCGGGUCUAAAGGACAUGCUGUCCAUAACUCUGCAUCGUUUGUUGAUUUCCUGCGCAGCGAAACCAUACGGGAACACGAGGUCAUGGUUUCAUUUGAUGUGGUGUCAUUGUUUACCAAUGUACCCAUCGACGCCGCAUGCAAGGUCGCACUUAGCAGACUCGAACGCGAUGAGAGUCUACCCGAGCGCACACAGUUAUCUCCGGCCCAGGUAACUGAGCUUUUGAGUUUUGUUUUACAAUCUACGUAUUUUAUGUUUGCCGGCAACUUCUACGAACAGCAAGAAGGAGCAGCCAUGGGCAGCCCUGUUUCCGCAGUAAUCGCUAACUUGUUCAUGGAAGCUUUUGAGGAACGCGCACUGAGUAUUUGCCCGCCCGACUGCGCCCCUAGAGUUUGGAAACGAUACGUAGAUGACACGUUUAUUAUCACGCAUAGAUCCGCCGCCGAUGACCUUUUGAGCCACAUGAAUUCACAGCAGCCAUCCAUCCGUUUCACCAUGGAGAUGGAGUGCAACGAGCGCAUUGCCUUUCUAGACACUAUGGUGCACCGUGACACCAGCGGCCGAUUGUACACCACCGUAUAUAGGAAGCCCACGCACACCGAUCAGUACAUUGCUUAUGAUUCGCAUCACCCGAAGUCUGUUAAGCGCGGGGUAGUGAAGUGUCUUUAUGACAGAGCUUCACGCAUCGUUACUAAGCCCCAUUGCACAGCUACAGAGAAGCAACACAUCACCUCGGCUCUUAUUUCUAACGGUUACCCGCGCUCCUUCGUUAACCGCGUUGCUAAGAAGAAGAGCGCUCCGUCCGAACAGCCUGCGCAAUUUAAAUCCGCUAUAGUAAUCCCAUUUGUUGAUGGUAUCGCGCAUCUUCUCCGCCGGCGCUUGGAGAAGCAUGGCAUCCGAGUUAUAUUCAAGUCCGACAGCAUCCGCAGCCAGCUGGUCCGUCCGAAAGACCGCCCGAUCUCCGACAGACGCGAUGGGGUUGUUUAUAAGAUCCCAUGCUCGACUUGCGACAAAGUCUACAUCGGUGAGACUGGUAGACCUGUGGGGGAACGCAUGAAGGAACAUCGCCGUGAUGUUCGGCUUAGGCGCACUGAUAGCUCUGCUGUUGCAGAACAUGCUUGGGACUCCGAUCAUCCACCUAACUGGGAUGAGGUCAGCUGCGUUGCUCAUGAUAAGCAUUGGUAUACGCGGCGCGUUAAGGAAGCGAUUCAGAUCCGUUUGCACCCGAGCAAUAUCAAUAGGGACAGCGGCAUUGAGAUCCCUGAUGCAUGGUUACCGGCCAUCCGACGGCAUACUGCAUCCACCGUUCACAGCGCACGGCGCCCGCACCAGCGGGUGCCUGACACUGAUUGGCCGGCCGCAUCGGCCAAUCACAGCGCGCGGUGCACGCUCCAGCGGACACCAAGCACCAGCGCGGACCCUGAUUGGCCAGCGGCUUCGGCCAAUCACAGCGCGGCUCACGCCCGAGUGGAGCCAGACAAUAGCUCCCGACGCUAUAUAACCCGUGCGCAGCAGCGUCUUUGCUCAUUGCCUGACGAAGUCUAG
Lytechinus pictus (painted urchin) is the source of this 2610-nucleotide messenger RNA. RefSeq lists its product as uncharacterized. The coding region runs from base 1 to 2610 and encodes 869 amino acids. NCBI's taxonomy places the organism in Eukaryota, Metazoa, Echinodermata, Echinoidea, Temnopleuroida, Toxopneustidae. The transcript has a single exon. The record is from RefSeq and is a predicted model, not a curated record.